Messenger RNA from Papaver somniferum (opium poppy), 2103 nucleotides. RefSeq names its product GDP-Man:Man(3)GlcNAc(2)-PP-Dol alpha-1,2-mannosyltransferase-like. The transcript is spliced from 8 exons. Gene Ontology annotation, molecular function: GDP-Man:Man(3)GlcNAc(2)-PP-Dol alpha-1,2-mannosyltransferase activity. Lineage: Eukaryota; Viridiplantae; Streptophyta; Magnoliopsida; Ranunculales; Papaveraceae. Gene Ontology annotation, cellular component: endoplasmic reticulum membrane. The record is from RefSeq and is a predicted model, not a curated record. The coding region runs from base 234 to 1679 and encodes 481 amino acids. Gene Ontology annotation, biological process: protein N-linked glycosylation.
GCUCGGCACCAUGCUUUCUUGACAAGUCCCGUCACUGGGUUUCACUAAUCAGUAAUCACCAACACCCAAAAGUAAACAACACACAGAAAAUGGAACUUAAGUCACUUGGUUUUCCCUGUGAUUAGGUUUAAGUUUUGACCAACAAAUUUCAACUUUUCUUCAAUCUGAUCUUAAGUUUAGGUUUUAUUUGAAGAUAUCUGCAAUUAACAGAUAUCAGCAUCAGGAGGUUUCCAAUGGGGAUUCGGUUUCUAUUGUGGGUGUUGAUAUGUGCAAUUACUUCCGUGCUUUUGAAAUUUCUGUCAGCUAUUAUCAAAGGAAGGAUUAACAGAAAAAAAUCUGUUGGGUUUUUCCACCCUUACACUAAUGAUGGUGGAGGUGGAGAGAGGGUACUUUGGUGUGCCGUGAAAGCAUUCCAAGAAGUGAACAGUAAUCUUGAUUGUGUUAUUUACACUGGUGACCAUGAUGCUUCUCCUGAAAGCUUGUUAACUCGAUCCAUCGAUCGUUUUGGUGUCAAGCUCCUUCAACCACCUCAGGUGGUUCAUCUGUAUAAAAGAAAGUGGAUUGAGGAAGGAACGUACCCACGUUUCACCAUCGUUGGGCAAAGCUUUGGUUCAGUUUAUCUGUGUUGGGAAGCUCUGUGUAAACAUACUCCCCUAGUUUAUAUUGAUACUAGUGGUUAUGCUUUUACUUAUCCACUUGCCAGGGUGUUCGGGUGCAAAGUUCUAUGCUAUACACAUUAUCCUACAAUCAGUUCAGAUAUGGUCUCUCGAGUUCGACAACGGGAUCCAAUGUAUAAUAAUGACCCUCUGAUUGCAAAGAGCAUUUGGCUAUCCCGUUGCAAAGUCAUCUACUAUACACUUUUUAGCUGGAUGUACGGGUUUGUCGGUUCAUGCGCUCACCUUGCAGUGGUCAACUCCUCAUGGACUCAAGCUCAUAUAGUGAAACUUUGGGGGAUUCCGAGACGUACGAAGAGAAUUUACCCCCCUUGUGAUACUAAAGGCCUUCAGGAGCUUCCACUUGAAAGACCUAUUAAUACACCAACAAUCAUAUCUGUCGCCCAAUUUCGUCCAGAGAAGGCUCAUACCCUUCAACUUGAGGCAUUUUCGGUUGCCAUUGGAAAGCUAGAUCCAAGUUCACCUAGGCCCAAGCUUCAAUUUGUGGGUAGCUGUAGAAAUCAGGAGGAUGAACAAAGAUUACAGAAUUUGAAAGAAAAAGCUAUUGAACUGAAGGUGGAAAAGGAUGUCGAAUUCUAUAGGAAUUUUUGUACUGGUAUAAUUUCAAUUAUGACAUCCCUAAUUCCCUAUUACUUCUCCUCAAUCUUGAGGGAUUUAGUGAGACUUCUGGGAGGUGCCAUUGCCGGGAUCCACUCCAUGGUAGAUGAGCACUUUGGCAUAAGCAUCGUAGAGUACAUGGCUGCCGGAGCAGUACCAAUUGCUCAUAAUUCAGCGGGUCCAAAGAUGGACAUUAUUUUAGAAGAACAAGGGCAACAGACAGGAUUCCUAGCUCAGAAUGUGGAAGAAUAUGCGGAUGCUAUUCUUCAGCUACUAAAAAUGUCAGAUGCGGAAAGGCUUGAGAUGUCUGACGCAGCCAGAAGACGUUCUAGGCGAUUUUUAGAGGAAAGAUUUUAUGAGGACUUCAAGGCUGCAAUUUCACCAAUUAUAUCUCAUCCUUCCCUUUAGAGAAACAUAUAACCUUUUGCAUAGUCUAAGCUGAUAGGAGCCCGAAGAGCAUCACAAGUUAUUCAAAGUUACAGCGAAUAUAAGGAAUGGCUUUAUAGGAACACAAUUCUUCAGUAGUUCUUGUCAGCAAUUUAAAGUAGACAAGAUAACUUCAGUCCAGAAAUUUUGUUAGAUUAGAUAGUGAUUAGUUAUACAAGCCAAUCUUGACAUUGAUUUUAUGCAGUCUUGUACUGAGAAGUCUCAAAAGUUAGAAGUUCAGGAUACUGGUUAGUCAAGAACCUAUUAUGUCCUAUUUUUUCGUCGGGGAAUACAUCAAUCUUGUUGCUCUCUGUACAUAAUGAGAGAUCAGAUGUAUACCUGUUUUGGAGGCUAAAAGUUUGUAUAUGUUUGUUGCAUCAAAAUGAAGUGGAUGGACUUCAAAUUU